Messenger RNA from Pristis pectinata (smalltooth sawfish), 7360 nucleotides. RefSeq names its product integrator complex subunit 7 (gene ints7). The transcript is spliced from 20 exons. Gene Ontology annotation, biological process: snRNA 3'-end processing. Bases 39 to 2915 code for a protein of 958 amino acids. Gene Ontology annotation, cellular component: integrator complex. The record is from RefSeq and is a predicted model, not a curated record. NCBI's taxonomy places the organism in Eukaryota, Metazoa, Chordata, Chondrichthyes, Rhinopristiformes, Pristidae.
AGGCGGUUGGUUGGUGGGGAGGGAAGGUUUCUACAGCCAUGGCGUUAACCGUAGCCAGGCCGUUCCUGUCCGAGGGAGGUUACGGCGAGCAGGACAUGGACGCCAACUCUGCGCUGAUGGAGCUAGAUAAAGGGCUGAGGUCAGGAAAACUCGGUGAACAGUGUGAGGCAGUUGUUCGUUUUCCUCGGCUGUUCCAGAAGUAUCCGUUUCCAAUUCUUAUAAAUUCUGCUUUUUUGAAACUUGCGGACAUCUUCAGAGUUGGAAACAACUUUUUGAGAUUGUGUGUACUGAAGGUGACUCAGCAGAGUGAAAAGCACUUGGAGAAAAUCUUAAAUGUUGAUGAGUUUGUGAAAAGGGUCUUCUCAGUUAUCCAUAGCAAUGAUCCAGUGGCCAGAGCCAUCACUCUCAGAAUGCUGGGAAGUAUGGCUUCUAUUAUUCCUGACAGAAAAAAUGCUCAUCACAGUAUUCGGCAAAGUUUAGAUUCGCAUGAUAAUAUUGAAGUAGAAGCUGCCAUAUUUGCUGCUGCUCAUUUUUCUGCACAAUCCAAGGAUUUUGCCACAGGAAUUUGUAACAAAAUUGGUGAAAUGAUUGAAGGUUUGGCAACACCUGUGGAUCUGAAGUUAAAGCUGAUCCCAAUUCUGCAGCACAUGCAUCACGAUGCUGCCCUUGCAUCCAGCACUCGUGUUCUCCUUCGGCAACUAGUGGCAUUGUACCCUUCCACCAAGAUGGUGGUAGUCACCCUGCAUACUUUUACACAAUUGGCUGCAUCAUCACUGGUUGAUAUCCCAAAACAGAUUCAGCUUUUGCUACAGUAUUUGAAAGAAGACCCCAGAAAAGCUGUGAAGAGGCUUUCUGUUCAGGACCUAAAAUUGUUAGCUAAUAAAACACCACAUAUGUGGAGCAGAGAUAACAUUCAGUCACUGUGUGAAUGUGCCCUUCAGAGCCCUUAUGACAGUUUGAAAUUGGGCAUACUUUCAGUUUUGUCCACAUUAUCAGGAACCAUCGCAAUGAAACAGUACUACUAUAAUUCACAAGGAAACACAACUACUCCAGCACAUUCUGACGACCUGAUAAAACUUGCACAAGAGUGCUGUUACCAUAGCAACUGUGCUAUUGCAGCUCAUGGUGUUACUGUUCUAACAAACAUUGCAUCCUGCUUGGAAAAAGAUUUUUUGGCUUUGGAACAAGAUGCAGUUUUUGCUCUGGAAUCCCUCCUUGUUCUUUGUAGCCAGGAAAGUAAUGUAGGAGCACAGAAUGCUUUAAAGACUGCAUUUACCUGCAUGGUGAAGCUGAUGUGUAGUCGCCCUCACCUGAGCCAGCCAGUCGUCGAAUCCCUGCUGACCCAACUACAUACUGCCCAGGAUAUCGCUCGGAUUCCAAUGUGCCACUGCCUUGCUGCUAUAGCAGUGCAGUUGCCUGUCUUAGGAGAGGGAAUGCUGGGAGAGCUCAUGGAAUUGUACAAGAUGAUUGGAUUGUCAUCUACAGACAAACAGCAAGAGCUUAUGGUAGCAUUGGCUACAGUCAUUUUUGUAGCUAAUCAGAAAACUAUGUCUACUGAUGUUAAAAAUGUGAUAAAACAGCAAUUGGAAAAUGGAGCCAAUGGCUGGACAGUUUACAAGAUUGCCCGUCAAGCAUCCCGUAUGGGAAACCAUGAUAUGGCUGGAGAGCUCUACCACGGCUUGUUAACUCAAGUGGCCUCUGAACAUUUUUACUUCUGGCUAAACAGCUUGAAAGAAUUCUCGAAAGCAGAGCAAUGUCUGGCAGGCCUACAAGAUAGCGAAUCCAGUGUUGCACUGGCUUGUAUUGCAGAAGCUUUGAAACACUACCAGAGGGGCAUAGCUUCUUUGACAGCUGCAAGCACACCUACCAAUCCCCUGACUUUUCAAUGUGAAUUUGUUAAACUAAGGAUUGACGUGCUCCAGGCAUUCUCACAGCUGAUCUGUACUUGUAACAGCCUGAAGACUAGCCCUCCACCUGCAAUUGCCACAGCAAUUGCUAUGGCAUCAGGAAAUGACUUGCAGAGAUGUGGCCGUAUUACCAACCAGAUGAAGAUAUCAAUGGAAGAGUUCAGAAGUCUAGCAACUCGCUACCAUGACCUUUAUCAAUCCUCCUUUGACGCUGACUCUGCCACCUUGAGAAAUGUUGAGCUACAGCAACAAAGUUGUUUAUUGAUUUCUCACUCUAUUGAAGCACUAAUCCUGGAUCCAGAUUCUGCCAGUUUCCAAGAGUACGGAUGCAGUGGGAAUGUCCAUGCUGAAAGCGAGUAUGAAAGAAGCAUGCUGUCUAUAUUUACUCAGGUGCUGGAGGACGUAGAGUCUCUUAGCAGAAAGUAUCCUCCCGUUUCCUACCUACACACCAUGUGCCUCUGUGGGGCUGUGAUUUCCUUGCUGAAGGUCCCCUUAUCAUUUCAAAGGUAUUUCUUCCAAAAGCUUCAGUCAACCAGCAUCAAGUUGGCACUGUCACCUUCACCUCGCACUCCAACAGAACCAAUCACUGUGCAGAAUAAUCAGCAACUGGCUCUGAAGGUGGAAGGAGUUAUCCAACACGGCUCAAAGCCUGGGUUCUUCAGGAAGAUUCAGGCAGUUUGUCUGAAUGUUUCCUCCUUACUGCAGAACAAGAGUGUACAAGAUUAUAAGGUAUUGCUUGACAAUAUGACCAAUGAAAUGGAGCAGCGGGUCGAACCCCACAAUGACUACUUCAGCACGCAAUUCCUGUUAUGUUUUGCUGCACUUGGGAAUCACAUUGUUACUGUUGAAGCUUCUGUCGUUGACUCAAAUGGUAUCAUUUGGAAAACAGGACCAAAAACUACCAUUGCUAUCAAAUCCAUGGAGGAUCCAUUUUCUCAGCAAUUACGGCUGCAGCAGCAGUCACAACAGCAGUCACAGCUGCAGAGGAACACACUUUGUCGGUUUUAAUGUGAAUCACUAAAUGUGCAAAAAAAAACAUUAGGAUACUGAAGACCUGCCAGUUAUCUGCUGUGAUGCAUCAUAACAGGGCAGGACAUCAUUUGGUGAAACCUCAUUCUCUUUUGCAUUAUGAGCUUGUAGCCCAAAUGAAUGGGAUUUUUUUUUUAAAAAAAAAGAAAACCAACCGUUGUCCUGUCCAAAGAAAUACAAAUCAAAACCUCUCCUCCACUUUUCUUGCUGGUGCUGUUCUAUGAAAAUUUGUAGAUUUCAUUCUCUGGACUUUUUCAGAAUUAAUGUGGUGAUUUAAAUGGUUAAGUGUUAGAAAGUGUGCUUGAUAGCGGAAACCUAUUAAAACCUAGCAUUCGCAAGCCUGCUACUGACUUCAUUGUAUGAAUCUGUUUAAUCAGUUAUCUCUGUUGGCUAACUUUGAAUGGAGAACUUGGAACAAGCAGUAUUUACACGAGUUCUCAUUACCUUACCCACUUCUGUUGCAAAUUGAUGUAUGUUUGAUACAACCAUAAAAUCUGAAGUUCAUAGUCCCACACUUAUCAAAAGAACAUCCAAAGGCAAUAAACAUGAUAAUGUAAAUGAUUUCUGUGACCAGUGUUGUUGAAGGUGGGGAGUAGAAUAGGAUCAGAAGCAGGCAAUUUGGUCAUCGAGCCUGCCUCACGGUUCAGGUAGAUAAUGAGUGAUCUGUACCUCUACCCAUUUACACACCUUAGCCCUUGAAACAUUUAAUGAAAGAGGUAUUUAUUCAUCUUAACUUGCAAUUAACCCACAUCCACAGUCAUUUGAAGACUCUCCCAGAUUUCUUCUAGACUUCUUUCCUCCUAAAAUGGCUCCUAAUUUUAUUACACACCCAUUUUCCUUUCCCCUUCACCACUGCCCCAACCUCUGAGGUUUUUUAAUUUACAAAUCCCUCAUUCUUCCACCAUACAAACUCAACGGAAUAGAAUCCAGUUUUAUCAAACCAGUUUGCAUAAUUUAAUCUUUAAAACUGGUAAAAAGCUGAAUCUGCAAUGAGCCCUCAAAAACAAACUUAAUUCACUUUCAGAUUUUAGGCAUUGCUAGCAAGGUUGGCAUUUAUUGCACUUGCCAAGCAAGUGGUGAGCCACUGUCAUUACAUUGGGAGAACAUUCAUUAUGACUGCAGUGGUUAGUGUUCCAGGACUUUGAGCCAGCAACAAUGAAAGACUGGCGAUAUGCUCCCAAGUCAGAUUGAUGUGGGAUUUGGAGGGGACCUGCAAAUGUAGCGUUCUCAUGUACCUGCUGCCCUUAUCCUUGGUGGGAGGUCACAGGCUCGGGACAUGCUGUUGGAGGACUAACUUCUGUGCAUUGUGUCGGUGGCACAUACCACGGCCAUUGCACACUGAUGGUGAAAGGGAAUGAAAAUUUAGAGUAGUGAUGGUGUACUAAUUAAGUGAGCAGCAGUGUGCUGAGUCGUAUUGAGCUUUUUUUUUCCCCCUCAAAGAGUUGCCUGGCUGAAUACAACAAGUGGAAAGUAUUCCAUCCCACUCCCGGCUUGUUCCUUGCAGAUGAUGGAAAGCCCUUAUGAUGUUAGGAGACAAGUCAUUUGCCAUAGGAUAUGCUGUCCUUAACUUGCUAUUGUAGCCACAGUAUUUAAGUGGCUGGUGCAGUUGAAUUUCUGGUCAGUGGUAACCCUCAGGACAUUGAUAACACCAUUGAAUGUCAAUGGUAGGCUUUUACACUCAACAGGAAUAGCUAUUGCCUGGUACGUUGCACAAAUAUUUGCCGCUUAUCAGUCCAUGCCUGCAUGUUGUCUUAAGUUUUUCUGCAUAUGGACAAGGGCUGCUUUAUUUGCUGAAGAGUUGCAAAUGAAAUUGAACAUUGUACAAAUAUCUGCACUUCCAAAGGAUGGAAGGAAGGUCAUUGAAAUAGCUAAAGCUUGGGCCUAGGUUACUACCCUAUCUCUUCCAUGAUGUCCUGGGGCUGGGAUAAUUGACUUUUUACAACCACAACAAUCUUACUUUGUGCAAUAUACAUUGAAUAAGUGCCACUUGAUAAUGCUGUUUAUGACUGUCCAUCACUUUGCUGAUGAGCAAGAUUAGGCUUAUUGGGCAGUAGUUAGCUGGACAGAAUUGGUCUUGCAUUUUGUGACCAGCACAUGGACAGUUUUCCACACAGUCAUAUUGAUGCCAAUCCAUUUAUAACCAGAUCUGAGAAGCAUCUUGUUCUGGAAUGCAGAUCUUCAAUACUAAAGCUGGGAUGUUGUCCGGUUCCAUAGCUGUAUCCUGUGCUCUUGAAUAACAUGGAAUAAAUUGAACUGGCUAGAGUCUUGCUUCUGAGAUGGUGGGAGGAAGCAGAGACAGAUGUUCGUUUAGCACUUCAGCUGAAUGUGAUUGAGAACGUGUCAGCCUUUUCUUCAGCACUUCACCUCCAAGUCACACAUCAUCCUAACUUGGAAAUACAAUCAUUGGUCCUUCACUGUUGCUGGAUGCAAAUCCUGAAACCCUUCCAUAAAGGUCCUGUGGGAAGGACAGCAGUGGUUCAAGGUGGCUCUCCACCACUCGAGGGCAAUUAGGAAUGGGCACUAAAUUGUGGUCUUGCCAGUAAUGUACAGAUACUUAAAAAAAAAGUCCUGGCACACCUGGCCAUGUCAUCAUUGAGGUUGGAAAUAAUCUUGCAUCCUCGUCUCAUUAGUUGUUUAAUUGUCCACCAUAUUCAGGACUAAAUAUGGUAGGAAUGCAGAGCUUAGAUUUGAUCUAUUGGUUAGAUCUGUCUUUCAGAUGCUGUUUUAGCUCUUUAGCAAUACAAGCAAUCCUGUAUUGCAGCUUCACUAGGCUGACAGGCCCACUUUAGUGCUGCUCCCGGUAUGUCCUUCUGCACCCCACUGAACCAGGGUUGAUGCUCUCUACUUUCAAGCCAGGGCAAUGUCACAGAUUGUAAUAUUGUACAGUUCUGCUUCCACUGAAGCUCUGCAGUGUCUCAUGGAUGUCCAAGUGUGCACUGCCAGAUCUAACUUCAUUGCAUUAACAUGGAAACCUUUUAUAAAAAGGCAAAUGUAGAAAAAUAAAGACCAUAAUUGAAUUUGAGCCAAAUUUAAAAGAUGCGCAUCCUCUAAUUUCUGCCACUGACUAGUAAUUUUAAUUUUUCUAUCCUGUGAUGUUUAGUAAUCACAUUUUUAUUGCAGAUUCUGGAAAAUAUUACACAAAUUUCAGUUUUGUGUAGUUCAGAUAGAAAGCAGUUAAGAUAAUGGAACACAUUAUGUGAAGGCCAUUUAUUAUUUCUGGUGAUGAAAUACACAAGACAUUAAUUACAGAUGACUGUAGUGCUUAAUAUUGCUCAAUUCUGGUGGCUGCCAGUGAAUUUUAGAACCUGAACUCUCUAGACUAAUGUGUUACAUUUGUUUUUAAAAUAAAUUCUUCACUUGCUUCACUUUGCAAAUGACUGAACUGAUUUUAUAUACUUAGUCUGUCUAUCUAAUUUUAUCUCUGCAGCAGCUUCUUAUCUGACAACUUGGCAUUGUUUCCUCCCUCCCAAUAAUUCCUUAUGCCAUUCCUGGCUUUGAGUAUUCCCAUCAAUCCCACUAAUUAUCCCUAUAACCUAUUCUGCCCCACAUGCCAAAUAACAACUCCACUCUCAACUCUCUCUCAUCAGCCACCUCCAACAGAGGUAACUUACAGUAGCCACGUAACCACAUCUUUGGAGAGUGGGAGAAAACAUGAGAACCAGCAGAAACCCAGGCCAUACACAAACAGCAUCCAAGGUCAUGAUUGAAUCCAAGUUGCUUGAGGUGCGAGAUAGCUGUAUGACCACUGUGCUGCCCCUAACAAAUUUCAUCUGUCCACAUUUAAAACUGUGUAUAGUUCUGUGGACCUAGGUUCAAUCCUAACCUUGGGUGAGCAGUUUGCAUGUUCUCUCUGUAACUGCUUGGGAUUACCCUCCCACAUCCCAAAGACAUGCCGAUAGAUUAAAUGGCCACUGUAAAUAUCCCCUAAUGUAGUGAAGUGGUUAGAGAGAGGGAAAAAAAGUCAUAAGGGGAAGAUGGGGUAAUGGGCACAACAGAAGUUGUAGGGUUAUAAGUGAACAAGAUGAAGGGGAACAGAAAUGAUUUGCUGGGAACUAGUAUGGACUCCGUGGACAGAAUGGAGUGUGUGAUAACAACGUUUUUCAGUAAAUAUGCAAGCUCAUCAUUCUGUUCAGUAUAGGUUCCAAAAAAAUGUUAUUAUUUUCCUCUUGUUCAAAAUAGGUUUUAAUUAUUAAUAAAUUUCUGUAGACUUGUUUAAUGCUUUUUAAGGUUUCAUCCUUGACAACCUCAGCUUCUCCCAAAUGCCUUUGCUCAAAUCUCUAUCCACGGAAUGCCUCAGUUUUAUAUACUUUGAAUGUGGCUGAGGAUUCCAAAUGUAGUCUUUUGAAGUGUAGCUUUGUUACCAUUGUUUUGAAGAGCAAUUUGAGGUUUUAUAUUAAAUCUCAAAAAUGUAUGAAUGAUUUUCA